UGGUCGUUCUGGAAGGACUCUAUCUGUAAACCAAAGCCAUGGGGAAGGACUACUAUAAGAUCCUUGGCAUAACUUCAGGCUCUAAUGAGGAUGAAAUCAAAAAGGCCUACAGAAGGAUGGCCCUAAAGUUCCAUCCAGACAAAAACAAGGAUCCCAAUGCUGAAGAGAAGUUUAAAGAGAUAGCAGAAGCUUAUGAGGUUCUGAGUGACCCAAAGAAGAGAGUCAUCUAUGACCAAUACGGCGAGGAUGGUUUGAAGACAGGUGGCACAGGCUCAUCUAGUGGACAAGGGACUACAUAUCACUACACCUUCCAUGGGGAUCCACAUGCCACCUUUGCUUCUUUCUUUGGAGGUUCCAACCCCUUUGAUAUAUUCUUUGGCUCUGGACGCCAACGGGGAACCACCAAUGGCACUAAUGUCCAUGGUGGCGAUCAUGACAUGGACAUUGACAUGGAUGGAGAUGAUGAUCCUUUCAGUUCUUUUAGCCACUUUGGCUUCAAUGGUAUCAAUGGUUUUCAUCAUGGUGGAGGUCGAAGACAUCGUAACGAGCCUCUUCAUGGUGGCCGUAGGAAAGUACAGGACCCUCCAGUAGUACAUGAGCUUAAGGUGUCUCUAGAGGAGAUCUUCCAUGGAUGUACCAAGCGGAUGCGUAUCACUCACCGAAGACUGAACCCAGACAGAAAGACAAUGAGGACAGAGGACAAGAUCCUUAACAUUGUCAUCAAGAGAGGCUGGAAGGAAGGGACCAAGAUCACCUUCCCCAAAGAGGGUGAUGAGACACCUGAGAACAUUCCCGCUGAUAUUGCAUUUGUGCUCAAAGACAAAGGGCACCCACUCUUCAAAAGAGAUGGAUCCAACAUCGUUUACACAGCCAAGAUUGGUCUUAAGGAGGCAUUGUGUGGCUGUACAGUGAACAUUCCCACCAUUGACAACCGAGCGAUCACAUUGCCCUGCAACGAUAUCAUCAAACCAGGCACAGUCAAGAGACUGCGUGGAGAAGGCCUACCUUUCCCAAAAAAUCCAUCUCAACGCGGGGAUUUGAUAGUGGAGUUCCAGGUGCGCUUCCCAGACAGAAUACCACCCCAGUCCCGAGAGAUCAUCAAGCAGCACCUGCCACAAUCUUAGAGGAAGUUCAGUGGAUUCACUGUAUGGUUACAUUUUUCAAACACACCGUUUUCCCCCCAAAAAACAGAUGCUGAAUUCGAAGAGGGACAAAUAUGUCGUAAGGACCAGAGGCUCAUUUGAUAUUUUGUUACAGUUUUACCUAAUUUAUUAACACUUUCUCUGAACAUGUGGAAUGUUGAUUUGGGGGAUUUUUAAGUAGUUUGUGUUUAUACCGAGGCUCAUGACUUUUCAACCAGGAUUAAAAAAUGUAUUUUAUUUUAUUUAUUAUUUCCCCUUAACAUUUUUUAUUCUCUUUGUCAACAUGUUGAAGUCAAACACUUACAAGAAAGACAGGAUGGAUUUUUUGGAUGAAAGUUUAAUAUUUUUGGCUUAAUGAUGGAUAUGAGGAUAAUCCAACAACAGUUGGCCAUUGAUUCUGG
Carassius carassius (crucian carp) is the source of this 1543-nucleotide messenger RNA. Its product is annotated as dnaJ homolog subfamily B member 5-like. The record is from RefSeq and is a predicted model, not a curated record. NCBI's taxonomy places the organism in Eukaryota, Metazoa, Chordata, Actinopteri, Cypriniformes, Cyprinidae. Bases 39 to 1124 code for a protein of 361 amino acids. Gene Ontology annotation, cellular component: cytosol. Gene Ontology annotation, biological process: negative regulation of transcription by RNA polymerase II. The transcript has 3 exons. Gene Ontology annotation, molecular function: protein-folding chaperone binding.